ACCAAACCCCUAACAACCCCACCUUCCUUUCCCAACACAGGAGCGUACCAAACCGACCGUUGUCACUCUCUUUCCUCCACCACUCUCACUGUUCCUCCCAAGAAAAACCUUGAAAGGCCCUCUUUGCUUCCACAAAGAGGCCUUUUCACAAACACCCACAUCGCAAAAAACACCCAAUUUGGAUCAAACCUGCAAGAACUACAGUUUUUUUUUUUUACAGAUUUUGAAGCUGAAACAAAACAACCCACAAAAAAAAAUGGAUUCGAAUCAGAGAAGAAAAAGUGGGAUUAAUCUCCCAUCUACAAUGUCUCAAACCUCGUUACGCCUCGAAACAUUUUCGGGUUCUUCUCCUUCGUUUCAAUCAACAUCGAAUUUGCCUUCGCCGUUGGCAAUGUCACCGAGGACUAUAUCGAAUUUAUCUUCGCCAUCAAAGUCUGUGACAUGUAGUGACAGGUUUAUUCCAUGUAGAUCUUCGUCGAGGCUUCACACUUUCGGGCUUAUAGACAAGGCAUCCCCGGUGAAAGAAGGAGGAAACGAGGCUUAUUCGAGGUUGUUAAAGUCUGAGCUUUUUGGGUCUGAUUUUGGCUGUUUUUCUUCUCCUGCAGGUAAGGGGUCGCCGAUGAGUCCGAGCAAGAAUAUGCUGAGGUUUAAGGUGGAUGAUUCGUGUCCGAGUUCGCCGUAUUCGCCUUCGAUCUUGGGGCAGGAUAGUGGGUUGUCUGGUGAGGUUUCGACACCGCCCAAACCGCCUAGGAAGGUGCCCAAGACACCCCAUAAGGUAUUAGAUGCGCCAGCACUUCAAGAUGAUUUCUACUUGAACCUUGUUGACUGGUCGUCGCAGAAUGUCCUUGCUGUCGGAUUGGGAACUUGUGUUUAUCUAUGGACGGCAACAACCAGCAAAGUAACAAAGUUGUGUGACUUGGGACCUAAUGAUGGUGUGUGCUCAGUCCAGUGGACACGAGAGGGUUCAUACAUAUCAAUUGGUACAAGUCUUGGUCAAGUUCAGGUUUGGGAUGGGACUCAGUGCAAGAGGGUUCGAACAAUGGGUGGUCACCAAACAAGAGCCAGUGUUUUGGCGUGGAGUUCGCGAAUACUAUCAUCUGGAAGCAGAGACCGAAACAUACUUCAGCAUGAUCUCCGUGUGUCUACUGACUUUGUUAGCAAGCUUGUUGGACACAAAUCAGAGGUUUGUGGGUUGAAGUGGUCUCAUGAUGACCGGGAACUUGCAUCGGGUGGCAAUGAUAAUCAGCUUUUGGUCUGGAAUCAACAUUCUCAGCAGCCAAUACUAAAACUUGCAGAGCACACUGCCGCUGUAAAAGCCAUUGCCUGGUCACCCCACCAGAAUGGCCUUCUUGCAUCUGGGGGUGGAACUGCUGACCGGUGCAUUCGCUUCUGGAACACUAUGAAUGGCAAUCAAUUAAACAGUGUCGACACAGGGAGCCAGGUAUGCAAUCUAGCAUGGAGUAGGAAUGUGAAUGAACUAGUUAGCACCCAUGGCUACUCCCAAAAUCAAAUUAUGGUGUGGAAGUAUCCAUCAUUGGCGAAGGUUGCAACUCUAACUGGCCAUAGUUUGCGGGUUCUCUAUCUUGCCAUGUCACCUGAUGGUCAGACAAUAGUGACUGGAGCAGGGGAUGAGACACUGCGGUUUUGGAACAUCUUCCCAUCCAUGAAAACCCCGCAAUGGCUUCCUCUUCUCGUUCAGGCACCAGUGAAGAAUACAGGACUUUGGUCAUUAGGAAGAACUCAUAUUCGAUGAUAAAAUCCUUGCACAGUUGGACAAAACCUAUUUUUUUCGAUUAAUUUGUAAAUAAAUGGAGAGAAAAUUUUGUGUGCAUUGAUCCAAAGUAUAAAAGAAGGUAGCAGAUUUUUCUUCUUGCAACAAGUAUUGAACAGGUUAAGAAUUACUUGCAUAAAUUUGGAAAUUGUAAAGUAUUUACUUUAAGGUCCUUUGAGGUUACAGACACUAGUAUGUGUAGAUCUUGUACUUCAAUUUUAUACAGUUCCAACAUAUAUAAAAUAAACUUUCCCA
Molecule: messenger RNA, 2026 nt
Organism: Ilex paraguariensis (yerba mate)
Lineage: Eukaryota; Viridiplantae; Streptophyta; Magnoliopsida; Aquifoliales; Aquifoliaceae
Source: the annotation of a GenBank genome assembly